GUUUAGUUCAAUCAAAUGGUGCAUAUACAGAUUCAACAACAUAUUUGAAAAUGAAAGAUUAUUUGAGACAAAUACUAUAUACUUAGUUGUAGUUUAACCUGAUAUUAUUAUUUUCUUUGCCAUGUUCUGCACUCGUGUUGACAGAUGGUCUCUAUUAUGCCUAUACGUGUGAGUGCCCGGUCGCACUAACAGGAGCGCGCACGUGGCUGUCAGCAGUAGGAAAUGCAGACGAUUUGUGCUAAAUGUCCAACAGCAGCACGACCACACUGAUUGUGAAGGACAGUUUGGGAGAAAGGAAUACCAUUUGGUCGUAAAAUGAUAUACAUUUGUAAGAUUUAAACGCUCUGCAAGUUAUGUCAGAGAGUAACACAGACAGCUAGGUUAACAACACCCGCCUAACAUCAUUAGCCAGCAAGCUAGGCUAACUAGCUAGCUAGUUUUGGGGGACAUUGCGCCUCCUAACCUGCUCAGCCGUUAUCUAUUUAUUUUCCUUUUUGUUGCCUGGACAGUCCAGCUUCUCAUUGUCGUGUUUUCAUUGAACGGAGGAGCUUAGCGGACCGGAGCUGUGGGGGGCCCGCAGACAAACCCCCUGCCCUGGGCGUCCAGGCGGACGGAUCACGUAGACACAAGGGCCGUGGGAGAAAAUAAGGAGGCGCCAUGGCCGAAAUCUCCGCCCUUAUCCCCUCACCUCCAGCUAUAGGUGACACACAUGCUGCCCCCUCCUUCCCCAUACCCUCUACUGCCCCCCCUCCUCCCAGCAGCAGCACCCCAGAGCCCCCUAAGGAGAACCCCAUCCCCAAGUCGUCUCUGUACGGUGACAAAGCUUCUCUGACAUUAACUGUACCAGGAGAGACGCUUCCUUCUCACCCUCCUUCUCCCAAGUCUCCCAAGAGGGGGGGGAGAGGACCUCCACCGAGUCCCCCCAAACGCGUCUCAUCAGCGUUAACUCCAGAGACUCCAGUGCCCUCACCUCUAAUACCCCCAGAGAGACCUGCCCCCUUCCCUGUAAUAGCCCUAGAUACUCCUGCCAUCCCACCUGUAGAUGUAGUAUUGCGGCAGAGGGAGGGAGUGAAGGAGACAGACAUGGAGGCAGUGUUGGCUGUAAAGCAGGAAGUGAGUAACCCAGGGGGCAAGGAGCUGUUAAAUGCCCCCUCAGAGGGCCCGACACAGGCCCACAGUGAGCAAGAGGUACAGGGGGUAACACAGCAGACUACCAGCCCCUCCUCCUGUCUUAAUCUCACCCCUAAUCUCUACCCCAGUGUUCAUGUCACUGUGAACACUAAUCCUGCUACUGAUUAUGCUCAGCCUCAGUCUAUGGUGGAAUCUCCCCCUCCUCCAGACUCCACCCAAGCAGCUGCAGCCCCUGAAGCACAAAAUCCUCAGCCACCAGAAGAAAGCCAAAACCCUCACCCAAACCCUCAACCCCCUCCCAAACUGGACACCCCCAGCCUGUCUCCCAUACCUGAGACCUCAAGCCAAUCUCCCAGAAGGGCAGAGCUACCCAACACCCCCUCCAGAGCAGGGCACCCCAGCCCUCCAGUGAUCCAGGAACCUGUCUCCCUCUCCCUGCCCUACCCCAGAGCCCCAGCCCCAGACACCCUCAGCUACCUGGAGUCAGCCAGCAUGAUGUCAGGGACCCUGGAGUCUCUGUCUGGCCUGGGGGAGGAUGGAAGCUCUAUCGGGUCAGACUCAGAGAUCAACGGCCUGGCUGUCAGACGCACUGACAAAUAUGGCUUCCUCGGCGGGACCCAGUACAGCGAGGGCAGGUGGGCAUGUGAUAAGGACAUCAGAGUUGAUGUAGCACGGCAGAGAGAGCUGAAAUGGCUGGACAUGUUCAACAAUUGGGACAAAUGGAUCUCAAGACGCUUCCAAAAGGUGAAGUUGCGCUGUAGGAAGGGGAUCCCCUCUUCUCUCCGGGCUAAAGCCUGGCAGCUGCUCUCCAACAGCAAGGAGCUCCUGGACUCCAACCCCGGCAAGUUUGAGGAGUUGGAGAGGGAGCAGGGAGACCCUAAAUGGUUGGACAUUAUAGAGAAGGACCUGCAUAGACAGUUCCCCUUCCAUGAGAUGUUUGCUGCUCGCGGUGGACACGGGCAGCAGGAUCUGUACCGGGUACUGAAAGCCUACACAGUGUACAGACCUGAAGAGGGAUACUGCCAGGCCCAGGCCCCGGUGGCUGCUGUCCUGCUCAUGCACAUGCCUGCUGAGCAUGCCUUCUGGUGUCUGGUGCAGAUCUGUGAGACGUACCUGCCUGGAUACUAUAGUGCUGGAUUGGAAGCAAUCCAGUUGGAUGGAGAGAUCUUCUUCUCUCUGCUACGUCGUGUCUGUCCCAUGGCCUACCGUCACCUGAAGAAGUUUAAGAUCGACCCCAUUCUCUACAUGACCGAGUGGUUCAUGUGUGUCUUCUCACGCACCCUGCCGUGGUCCUGUGUGCUACGUGUGUGGGACAUGUUCUUCUGUGAGGGAGUGAAGAUAGUGUUCCGUGUGGGCCUGGUGCUGCUCAAGCAGAUGCUUGGCUCGGUGGAUAAACUGCGGGAGGUCCAGGGCAUGUACGAAACCAUGGAGCGCCUCAGGAACAUCCCACCUGAGUCUGUCAGAGAGGACCUAUUGGUGCAGGAGGUGGUGUCCCUGGCGGUGACCGAGGCUCUGAUUGAGAGGGAGUGCAGUAUUCAGGUAAGGAAGUGGAGGGAGUCCAGGGGCGAACUGACCCACCAGCCUGUCCGAAGGCUCCACGGGACACGGGACAUCCACGAGCACAAGCGUCGGGCCUCCGCCAUCAGCUCCGGGGGUAGCUUCUCCUUCCUGGGGUCCAUCCCCCCUCCAGGGCCCCUCAGGGCCUCCUCCAGCCUGCUCUCCCUCCCCGGCUUCCGCAAGUCCAAAACCCCCUUCCACUCUCAGAAGAAGGGCUCCUUCUCUGGGGCCUCUGGGAUGGAGGCCAUGCAGCGACAGAACCCCUCCCACAAACCACCCAUGUCUAGUGGCUCUGUAGCUAGGGCGCCUGCCUCUCAGAGUCCUUUGGUUGGGUCUGGUCCAGCUCAGACCUCAGCACAGAGCCAGCCUGGUGCCUCAGCCUCAGCCCCAGUACACCAUACACCACCCAACACCCUCUCCCCCAAAGUCACCUCUGAGCAGAUCACACCCACCAUCCCAUCACCCACCGCUAACAACACGCCUCUGCCCCCGUUCCCAGACGGAGGAGGAGGAGGAGGAGCAGCUGCUACAGGAGGAGAGGAUGACAGGAAGAAGAAGAGGAGCAAGGAAGACAAGAAGAAAGAGAAGGAGGAGGAGAAGAGGAAAGAGAAGGAGAAGAAGAAGGACAAAGCAGACAAGGAGAGCCAGAAGAAGGAGAAGGAGCGGGCAGAGAAGGAGAAGAAAAAGGAGAAAGGGGGGAAGAAAAAGGACAGAGGGGGAGGAGAGGCAGAGGAGAAGAAUGGAGCCACAGCACCAAGAGAUUCGGCCUAGUUUCUCCUGUUAUUCCUUUACAAAGAAAACAGUCAAGGAACAAAAGAGGACAUGGAAACAAAAGACCCCCAGAAGUGGAAUGAGAGAGAGAAAAGGAGAAGGCCUCCUGUAUAGUGCAUCUUGAGGACUACAUAUAGUCAGGAUGAUUUUGGAGACAUCUGGAUCAUGGUUUUAUUAGCGCCCCAGGGAUCAUGCCCCCCCCAUACAACCCCCCCAUGCUUUCUUCGUCAAUGAGUUUGAAUAAUUAAGAUGGGACACGUUUCCUUCUCCCAAGAUCACACAACCGUUUUCUCGUUUAGUUUAUUUUAUUUAGUUUUUAUCAGACUGAAGCCGGUGGACAGACAAGCUGUUGGACAUAGAGUAGGUGGGAGUUAUAGAUUGGGUGUAAAUAGAACAUCCUAAAUCCAUGUAGGAUCCUUGAGUCGUUCCCCAUAAUGCCCUGUCAUGUCCAGUCUGUGGUCAGGUGGUCACAUGUCCAACCGGAAUGCUAGCAGAAAAAAGUAAACAAUUGAAAAAUAUCUCAAAGCCAGGCACUGAAGACCGUGAUUGCUGGUAGUACUAUGGUAUUUGGAUGGGAGGACCUAUUUAUUGUAGUGUUAAGUGUUGUGUGAGUGUGUGUGUGCCUUAGUAGCGUAGUGAGUCGUGUUACCGUUCAAUAUUGCCACCCAGUUUCUCUGCUCUUUCUCUCAUGUCUUUGUCUUCCUCUUUUUUGAGUUGCUUGUUUUCUGCCCCCUCUCUCAUCUCUUGAUCUCUAGUCCUCUGACCAGUGACGGAGGAAUAUAAUCCCAACAGGUAAAUGGAGAGAUGUACACUGCGAUAGGGAGGGUUUGUAAGGAGAGGGAGAAAUGAACAUGACAUUCUGAGACUUGACAGAUAGACAUGCUGGCACCUCCCUAACAACAUGGAGUGAUUUUCAUUUUAGAAUGUAAUUAUUAUUUUUUGUCUUUUCAAGUUUCUCUUGAGUAUGUUUAUAGUGGGGGAUGAUGAUAGAUACUGGUAGUUUAGCGAGGGAGGUUCCUUCUGCAUUCAAUGACAACUCUGAAUCUGCCCGUCAGACCAAAUGUCCAUCUGUUAUUUUUUUGCUUAUGAUAAAUUAAAUAAUAUAUAUUUUAUUUAGCCAAAUAUUAAUAAGGUUGAGGCUUUUAGUAAAUGAACCCAUUGGAAUGUGAUCUAUUUAGAGUUAUUUGAGAAACUUAAGUUGACCACUCCUGUUUGGUAGGUAGGUUGUUGAAUCUCAUCUGGAUAGUUCAUAGAGAAUGAUAGAGGCCUCUAGUGGCCAAAAGGCUGUUUUAGCAUGAGCAGGGCCAUGAGGGCUUCCACCAUUUGAAUGUAGUCAACUGGAUGGGACUUCCAACUUCAUUGACCGAUCCCUACUGGUGACCGUGUUGGAGUCGUGCAACCAGGUCAUCAGGAGGGAUCGGCCAAUCGGGAAGAAGAAAAUUGACUACUUUGAAAUGGAGAUUGCCUCAAUGAAGCUGUCACAGAUGCCAUAAUGGCACAGAUACAAUGAGGCCUCUUUCCAUAUCUAUGGGAUAGUUUCACCUCUUACACCUGCGCCUUUAGGACCCAUAGGAAGCCACUUGGUGCUGGGUGGGUCAGGUGUGCCAAUGUAGCAUUAACCUCUGAACUCUGACCUUCGGGCUCUGAUGUAUUUAUGUACAAAGUUGGUUAAUUUAAUCAGAUAUUAUAUAUGUAUUAUUCUUUAUUUUGGAUCUGACUGCUAUUUUUCUAUGCGAGUAAAGGACACCUGGUUAACUGGAAGGAUGGCUGGUGACGUGAAGCCCGGUUUAAGGAGGAUAAUAAGUAUUGUUUUUUUUUAGAUACUGGUAUGGCUGUUUUUGAUUUCAUUAUUGCACAUUUGUCCUCAUCUUCUAAGAUAACAAAUCCUAUUUGUCAUUCCAUAUUUAAAGUUUACUGUGGUAGCUAUGGGUAAUGUUAGGUCCACAAUUCUCCAUUUACCUUAUUACAGUAUUAAACCUGACAGUGAUUGAAGAACAGGGGAAUGACCAUCAACCGAUCAACUAAGAUUCACAUGAGUACUUCAGAUAUGACAUCAUUUCAGUGAGCCGAAGGUCAUAAAGUACUGUUUAAGAUACUGGGAGGCAUUUAGUCAACUCUGACAAGGGUUGUAAUUGAAGAUCUGAAGUUGUCUGUCUUUGUCACACCAGUAUGUUGUAACCAACCACCAGAAUUUACAUUUUAGUCAUUUAGCAGACGCUCUUAUCCAGAGCGACUUACAGUAGUGAAUGCAUACAUUUCAUACAUUUCAUUUCAUGCAUUUUUUUGUUGUUGUACUGGCCCCCCGUGGGAAUCGAACCCACAACCCUGGCGUUGCACACACCAUGCUGGCGUUGCAAACACCAUGCUCUACCAACUGAGCCACAGGGAAGACCAUAAUGAUGUUUUGAUAACUCCCUAACCCACUCACACACAGUGUUAUCUAACGUAUGUAUACUGUACAUUAGAUGGAUAGUGGCGGUUAGUUACUGUAACUCCAUUCCUUUGUGGAAACUGUUGAUUCUCUUAACACUGAUUCUCUGUACUGUUUUUGUAGGAGAGGAGGGUCUUUAGUGUAAUCGUAGCCAAAAUGUCCUUUUUGUUCACUAUUUGUCUUAUUUUCCCCAACUCAUGUUAUUUUUUUAAGCCCCUUCUUUCCCCACAUUUUGCUUCCAGUCUUCUCAGAAUCACUUGGAUCAGCGUAGAGUCGGCGAAGAUGACCUGAACAUGUUUAUGCAAACCUUAUUGUUCACAAAGCAUGUUGUCAAACAGCAGCACUGACGGCCAGCAAUGCCACUGCAGAGAUCAGUAAUUUUCAUGGCAAUAAUUAGAAGUUGGAGAACCCUGAGAAUGCUACAGAACCAAUCAGGAUAGAGCAAUAUUUCUCCAAGCAGGCCCUGGCUCCAUCCAAUUGGUUAGGCUCCUUAAGGUCCUCAAUUCUGUGUUGAGUCAUCAAGAGGUCAUGACAGUCAUCCUGUUAUUGCUCCCAAACUGAUCUGGAUCUGAAAUCAGUCCUCACGCCUGAAAUAGCCAGGAUCAGUCAACAGAGACGUGUAGGUCCUGAGUGCAUUUCUGCAUUGGUCCUGAAAUCCUUGAAUUGCUUUUAAUCGGGAGCGUCCCACUGAUUAGAUUUUUUUAAAGGUUGUUGCUUUUAUGUUUUUCUAUUUUGUCAUGGUUUCUCCCCAACUGUAUGUCUUUUGUUGUUUUAAGUUUACAUGGAACUGUUAUUGGUGGAAAAAUAAAAUCCUAGAUAAUGAAAUGCAUUCCUUACCUGCAGAAGAAAAUCUACACAUGAUGUAUUUAAUUAAUAAUGAUGCCAGUUGUGAUGAAUAAUAAACCAUAAUAUAUUAAAGAA
This is a messenger RNA of Salmo salar (Atlantic salmon), 6811 nucleotides long. RefSeq lists its product as uncharacterized. Gene Ontology annotation, biological process: regulation of GTPase activity. The record is from RefSeq and is a predicted model, not a curated record. Gene Ontology annotation, molecular function: small GTPase binding; GTPase activator activity. NCBI's taxonomy places the organism in Eukaryota, Metazoa, Chordata, Actinopteri, Salmoniformes, Salmonidae.